UGUUCUACUGUCAUCUUCGUCUCUUCGUCAGGCUCGUUCGCUCUAAUAUUCGCUCCAAAAAUUUUUUUGAUUUUAAAUUUUUAAAUUUUUAAAUUUUUGCAAAGUUAUUAAGGAGUAAGAAUUUAGAAAAUGGCGAAGGCGAAGGCCAGAAAGGGAAGGAAGAAGUCUGUUUCUAGGAAGAAGAAAGGAAAAGUUGGAAAAGUAGGAAAAGUUGAAAAACGUUCAAAUAAGGACUCGCUGUCCGUUGUGCCAAGCAUUUCCAAAGAUCGUCAAGCAGCCUUGGUCUUGCUGACGAGGGCCAACGCGCGGAAUGAUGAUCUGCACAAGAGAUAUAAGAUUAGAGCAGCGAAUAGGGCAUUUGAUUUUUGUCGAAAUGGCCGUUCAGCAUGUCAGACAUGCCAGCGGAGCGUGGGACGAAGAGGCGCUGCGGGGGAACUGUACUGUCAGUUUACCUGUCCGGAGAAGACCGUUUUCUGCUCUGAAGUAUGCAAAGAGAAGGGUUGCCACAACUGCGUGCUUUAUAAGUACCGGACUGAGGGAGGGACUGGGGAGUUGCAAAGUACGGUCCAACUUCCAAUGAGAGACCACGUUGUGGCUGAGAUGCCGAUAAUCCUUGAAAUACCGCGCGUCGCGUAUUACUGGCAUCAGAAAUCUGUCAAAUCCGUCUUCGAAGUACCUUGCAUUCAAUGUGGCGUCGUAAAUCAGGAAAAUUGGGUCGAAGAGGCUGUAGACCAGUAUGCUAUCAUUGAUGAAAUAAAGGCCACUAACUGCAAAAAGUGCAAAUGGCCAGUGUGUCCUGGCCCUGAUUGUAAAAAGCAACAUGGCAAAGAAUGCAGAGACUUGACCAAUUUCGCUCGUUCAUUUGAAUCACAAGGAUUAAGACAUCCGAUGCUAAUGAAUCGCGACCGUGCCUUCUGGAUGCUGGGACUCAUGCGGCUAUCUAUCCUGCAAAAGAGGAACAAGGAUUUGUUUAACUGUUUUGAGCUUCUUAUGAACGAGAGGACUUCCUAUUCCUUUGACAUUACGCGUGAUGAUGAUGAUGAGAAAUAUUUUAACAUGUUCUUGAAAGAGUUUGAGAAUCAUUUUUCUACUUUUCGGCUCUGGAGUACCAUCGACGUAAAACGCAUCGUGGAUACGCUUCUCUACUACGCUGUACAUGCAGCUAGCAUUUCUUGGAUGGAUGCACACGCGGGCGUUAUUAGCAAGUGCGUCCUGCUUGGAGUCAAGUUCCACUAUGGAUGUAUUCCAAAUAUCAUCCUGACGAAGGAACUGGGUGCGAAUCGAGUCCUCUUGAAGACUCUUAGGCCUGUCAAGGAGGAUGAGAUAUUGAGUUUGGGGAUAUACCAGUAUGGAAGCUCAGCACUCAUUGCGAAUCCCAUAUUCGAUUCGGAUACGGUUGGAUUUGGUGAUCAUCUAAAUGUGCAACGAUCAAGUAACAAGAAGGAGUGCACUUCGUCAGCAUGCACAAUUUGCUUGGGGGAAGAGACAGGAAAUAUGCUUCAACUGGGAAAACUCCGAAAACUCUGGGGAUACCCAGCAUUGUGCGAAAAAAAGUUGAAGAAGACAACGUUGCAUCCAGUGUUGACGAUAAGGCCUGACCGAACUCGUAAAGUGGAAUGGAAGUGUAGAGCAUGCGGAGUAUGUAAAGGUUCUAAAGGGGUGGACUAUCGACGUCUGCAUUUCCAAAGUGUGCGGAGAACGAUCCUUGGACAAUUUUCGAAUACACCAUUCGAUAAGCUAGGAGACGUGGUUACGAGUUAUUACAAAACAACUGACUGGUUUUUUCGCCUUGAUAAGAUGAUGAUUUUCGCCAAUGUAAUCAACCAGGUUCACUAUUAUGUUAAUGGCAGACUUGAAAGGGCUCCGCCGAAUGGUCCCCAUCCGUUACUUACCGUGGCGGAGUACAAUAGUAUGAAGAAGAUUUAUAAUCUCUACUUCAUUGUGCUUGGGAAUUUAAAGAGCACUGAUUUUUUUCGAUAUGAAACUGAGCAAAUAAAGUGGCUGGAGGCUACCUGCUACAUGUGGACUGAGGUGGUUGGGGCCUCAAUCGAGGAGUAUGGGGACAAGCACGAAAUAUUUCAUGAAGCCACCAAGAACAUGGAAAUACUGACGGGGUUACCCCAAGUUCAAUCAGUGACAAAAGGCCACUUGACAAUUAUUGAGGCUCGAUUAACUUCAGUCGUCGAUCGUCUACACCCAGAAUAAACUAUUUGGAAUGUAUCCAUACUACUUGUGCAUUUGCUACAAUGGAAUCUUAUGCUUUCUAAUUUCUUUUUUUAUCCUCUGGGAAUUGUUCUUUCAUUCAGUUUUGUUUUUAGUAAUUAUGCAGAUAAACAAAAAAAAUGGACAUAGCUGGUAGAAAUGAGUUCAGUAAUAAAAUUAAGUUUUAUUCAGA
Molecule: messenger RNA, 2395 nt
Organism: Folsomia candida
Lineage: Eukaryota; Metazoa; Arthropoda; Collembola; Entomobryomorpha; Isotomidae
Exons: 8
Coding region: 130-2205 (691 amino acids)
Source: RefSeq, a predicted model, not a curated record